Cylicocyclus nassatus is the source of this 372-nucleotide messenger RNA. The record is from the annotation of a GenBank genome assembly. Lineage: Eukaryota; Metazoa; Nematoda; Chromadorea; Rhabditida; Strongylidae.
AUGAAAUUGUCCUCUUUGCCCAACUUCUAUCCGCAAAAGUUUAGCAGCUCAGGGCUCUACUUUCAUCGAUGGUUGCUAAUCGCGUUCUUCUUUUUCUUCAUCGUCGCACAUGUUUCCGGACAGUCUCUCGAUAGAGACUAUAAAGAGUUCAGAGAGCGCAGGGAGAAGAUGAAAUCCGCCAGUCCGAAUGUGGACCAAUCGAUCCUCAGAGUGAUUGAAGGCGCCAUUCUAGCGGCGUUAAUUCGCAACUGUCCACAACGCAAGUUCACAGACGCCGUCUGCAAAGAUGCCGGCAUGUGGAUUGGUAGGGUCGCAUUCAACAAACUAUACACUAUUUCCUGCACUUUCUUACCUGCGCAGGCUGCGAGCUAG